AUGUCCGGUCUUUUUCGUCGAAAAGGGCGCAAAGGUGCGAAUGAUCCUACACCCAUUACCAAAGAUGUCCAACUUCGUGAAGCUGCAGCGAAUGGUACAAAAGACGUUGUUCAAGAACUUAUUAAUCAAGUUACCGAAAUCAAAGACUGUGACGAUGAAGGGAACAAUGCUGUCCACUUGGCCGCAAAGAAUGGUCAUAUGGAUAUCGUCAAAAUUAUCGUUGCGAAAGAUACAUUCCAUGAAGAGAAUAAAGAUGGUUAUUUGCCUGACGAAUGGGCUUAUGAAAUGGGUAACUACUUGGACGCUUCGUGUCAUAAAGAUAUUGCAGAGUAUAUCUCUAAUGCUUUAAGAGCAGAGCUCGAAAAAGGUAACGGCGCCUUCAUUCGUGGAAAAAUUGGAAGUAGAAAGUAUGGAGUUAUGAGAA
This is a messenger RNA of Sitodiplosis mosellana (orange wheat blossom midge), 424 nucleotides long. Its product is annotated as cyclin-dependent kinase 4 inhibitor C-like. The transcript is spliced from 6 exons. The annotation marks the transcript as partial. The record is from RefSeq and is a predicted model, not a curated record. Gene Ontology annotation, molecular function: protein binding. NCBI's taxonomy places the organism in Eukaryota, Metazoa, Arthropoda, Insecta, Diptera, Cecidomyiidae.